This is a messenger RNA of Diaporthe batatas, 3688 nucleotides long. RefSeq lists its product as uncharacterized. Gene Ontology annotation, molecular function: protein tyrosine/serine/threonine phosphatase activity. Gene Ontology annotation, biological process: protein dephosphorylation. Gene Ontology annotation, cellular component: nucleus. Lineage: Eukaryota; Fungi; Ascomycota; Sordariomycetes; Diaporthales; Diaporthaceae. The record is from RefSeq and is a predicted model, not a curated record. The transcript has a single exon. The coding region runs from base 364 to 2247 and encodes 627 amino acids.
AGUCUGCAAGCCUGCCAGCCUGCCAGCCAGUCUGCUGCAAUCCGGUUCUUUCUUUGAUUUGCUCUGCUUGCAUCUGAUUGAUCGACAGACUGAUCGACUGACCGACUGACCGUUUGACCGGCCGAUCGAACCGCCUCUGGUGUUCCGACCUGUCUGCCUGCCCGGCCCAGCCAACAAAACAGCAAACAAACAACUCAGAGCAAUGUCAAUCAAUGCCACCCCGAUCCAUCAAGACUGGACACGCCCUGAGCUGAACACGCAGAAGAGACAAGGGGACCAGAAAUGAUCACCGACUAGAGUUAAGCCAGACAGCCAUCCAACCAGCCAACCAACCGCACCAGCGGGCCAGGCCGAAUCGAGACUAUGCCAUCGCUUGAUGAGUCAGACCGCGCAGCAGAGAUCACCACCGCCGUCUCCACCGGCAGCAAAAGCACAUCAGCCUCCACCACCACCACCACCAAUACCAAACCCGUUACAACCACCCCCGUCGUGCCUGGCAGCAGCAUAGACAUCGACGACUUUGCCUGUGUCGACGGCAGCGAGAGCGACGCCGACCCCGACGACUACGACAGCGACGGCACCGCCCACGACGUCACCUCGCUGUCCCCGGGCUGCUGCUCGCGCUUCGCCGCCCUCACAGGCCUCGACAUCAACGAGAUCAAGCGGGAGCUGGCCGCCCACAACAACAGGCACGGCAGCUCCUCUGACGGCUGCCCUGACCCGCCAAAACACCGCUGCCACGGCCCCCGCUCCGCCUUCGAGGGCGCCGACCACGCCCACCUGCAGUACAUCGAGAAGAAGGCCAUGGCCCUGAACCGCGUCGAUGGGCCCGACGACCUCUACGUCGGCGGCGUCUUUGCCCUGCGCCGCCCCGGCGCCAUGGAGGGCAAGGCCAUCACCCACAUCCUCAGCAUGAUCAAGUACAGCUUUGUCGACUGGCAAGGCUUCGACGACCACUACGUCCACCUGAGCAUAGACGUCGACGACGUCGAGGACGAGGACCUGCUGGUGCACCUGCCCCGCGCCGUGAGGUUUAUCGACAGGGGCUUACGCGGUGGGGACGGGCCCUGGCCGCAGGGCACUACCCUGCCGGGGACGAGGCGGAGGAAGGGGGGAGGAGACGGGGGUGAGCAGGACGGCGCUGCCGUGGACAAGGGCGGCGACCAGCAGCAGCAGCAGCAGCAGCAGGAAAAGCCCAGGACAGAAUCAUUACCAGAGGCGCAGAUGCGCAACCUCUCGCUACAGGAGCACGCGCCCGCCCCCGCCGACCCAUCAAAACCAGGCGCCGUCUUCGUCCACUGCGCAAUGGGCAAGUCGCGAUCCGUCACCGCCGUCCUGGCAUAUCUGCUCUGGAAGUACCCGCACCGCUACGGGCUCACGCCCUCCAUGCUGGCCCUGCACAGCCGCGGGGGGCCCGACGCCGAGACGGCCCGCGGGGCCGUGCAGGCGUCGCUGGACUGGGUGCGCCGGACGCGCGAGAUCGCCGAGCCGAACCCGGGGUUCAUGCAGCAGCUCGAGAUGUGGGUCAUGAUGAAGAUGCCCACGUCCGGGGGGGACGCCGCCGUCGAGAAGCACCCGGCCUACCAGCGGUGGGUCUGGGAGCGCGAGGUCGAGGAGAGCGCGAGGAUCGGCAAGGCGCCCGAGUGGAUCCGCUUCGAGGACGACCACGCCGACGAGGAGAAGCUGCCGAAGGCUGCUGACGGGGAGGCUGGUGUUGAUGACGGAGGCGGCGACGACGACGACAGCAGGUCCAGGACGACGAUCAGCGAGCUCCGCUGCAAGAAGUGCACGCGCGUCCUCGCCAACUCGCGCUUCAUCAUCCCGCACCAGCAGCGGCAGCAAGCUGGUAAGCCCACCAACAAGAACAACACGCCCUGCCCGCACCACUUCAUCGAGCCGCUGUCGUGGAUGCGCGACGUCCUGGAGGAGGGCCUACUGGACGGCCGGCUGAUGUGUCCCGGGAACGGGGGCGGCGGGGGCGGGGCCGGUGGCGGCGCAUCCCGGUGCGGGGCCAACGUCGGCCGGUACGCCUGGCAGGGGUUCAAGUGCAGCUGCGGCGAGUGGGUGUGCCCCGCGUUCUCGCUCCAGGCGAGCAAGGUCGACGAGGUCAGGGUGCCGAAGGGGCAGGGGCAGGGGCAGCAGCAACAAGCAGGAGGUGGUGAGGGCGGUGUUGGGGAUCCUGCUGCCGCCCGGGCUGCGGCGCUGGGGAUCCGGAUGCCGCCUGGGCGGAGGCUGAAUAACCUCUAGAGCGGCCGGGACCUGGCCAGCCGAGAUAACAGCCGGACUACGUGUCGUGGUGAAGGGGGGCGGGGGGCGGGCAGAACGUGAAUAUUACGUUACGUUAAAGGGAGACGGACAGGCGUACAUACGCCCCUGCCUGCCUGACCAGCUUGAUUGCUUGGUCGACCCUCCCCAGGUCCAAGCAGCCGAGCCGAACCAGAGCCCAGGCGAAGAGAAGCAAAACUGCCUACUGUGCUCGCUCGGCCUUGUUGCCAGCCCAGCCCAGCCAGCCAGCCACUCCCAGCCCUGCGAGGCAGAGGCACAGCUCCUCCUCAACCCGUCGGGUCGGGUCGGGGUUGCUUGACGCCCGGGUCCGACCCACACCAGCUGACACCGGCUCACCGAUGAAUCAGCACCUACGUACGUCUCGGCCUUGUCCCUAAACGAUACCGUUGCCAUGGCAGGCAGGUUCCGUCGUGGUGGGUCGGGGGAGCCAACUCACCUCUACUGUACAUACACCAUGCAAGCAAGCAAGCAAGCAAGCAAGCAAGCAAGCAAGCAAGCAAGCAAGCAAUCAGGUCCUAGUUUGUUCAAAGCCUGCCUGUCUGUGCCUGUGCCGCACGCAUGCACGCACGAACGAGCAACCAACAGGGACAGAAGUGCCUUGCCUUGCCUGUUGGUCUCGACGAAUUUUACCUUGGAUGGCAAAAUGGGACACCGAGGACGUGUGUGUGUGUGUAUGUGCUGCUGCCAAGGAACAUGGAGCCUCUUUGUCCCUUCUUUUUUUUUUUUUUUGCUGCCCGCCCCGUCCGGUCGGCGGCCGCCUUGCAUCUUGCAUCAUGUAUGCAUGCAGGCGGGCGUGCAUGCAUGUAGGCGGACGGCAUGCCAGGCUGGUGUGCUUUGGCUGGCUGCGGGGCUGUUUGCAUCAUAUAUGCACGUGCGGUGGGCAGGCAGGGCAGGGAGCAUGGAGACGAGAUGCACGCAUGCGAGCCGAGCACAGAGAGAGAGAGAGAGUCAUGAUGUGAUGCCUGGGGUUGAUACUGUGUCGUACCGGACCCACGAUGCUGCUGCUGCUGGUGGACAUACUGGGCCGCGGGGCAGGGCAGGGCAGGGCGGGCAGGCAGGUCGGUGGGGGUAUGGUGGUAUGGGAGAUGGGGAUCUGGGCUGGCUGCGUGGGCUGGUUAGAUGCACAUACACGGUACUGCGCUGGCUGCUGCGACGUUGGUCGAGCGUGCGCAUGGGUGUACAUAUCGUGUGUGGAUUUAUUACCACACAACCUCCUCCUGGUACGGUAGGUAGUCCGGUAGUAGGUAUUCGUGUAUGUCCACAGACUACCACUACUACUCCGUACCGCGCCCGCGCCGCAUACUCGCAUGGCCAGGUGGCCAGCAAGGUCGGCAGGUCGGCCGGUCGGGCUUUUGUGGUCUCCCUUUCCUGUGCCUGUUGGUCUUACAAGGUUCAAAUGUCU